AUAUAAAAUCUGUAGAAAAUAAUUAUCGAUUCUAAUAAUAUUUUAAUGUAGACUCUACGGUGCGCCGCAUUACACGAUGUUCACUGAUAUUCACUGCCAGUACUGAAAUUCUACAGUGUAUGUGAUGUAAACUAUAGAUUUUCAGUACUGGCAGUUAAUAUUGGUACGCAGCCAUAGACAACGAAACUUGGGAUCUGAGAAAUAAUACUUCGAAAAGAAAUAUAUAUAAACAUCUUCGUAUACCGUUUAAGGUUUGACUGAUUCGUCGAAUAAACAAAGUGAGCUCAGUCCACGGAUAUCGGGCAUCGAAAUUAAACACAGAAGACAAGAACAAUAAAAAUUCAACAGUAACGAAAUUUUUCGAAAAAAAGAGAAUUAAAAAAGUGAUAAAAUGUUUCUCAAAUUCGAUAUUAUAUACGUCGGCGAUAAAGUACUUCAAAAUCUUUGUUAUCUAAAAGACAGUAUAGCCACUAUAGAAGGAAUUUUGACUUCCUGUAGGACUAUAAAAUAUGAUGAAAACAUAAUGAAGAAAUCUUUAAUUUAUCUAAUUAACGAGGAUGCAAGUGAUAUCGUUAUCAUAACUAGUGAUCUUAAGCUUCCCUCGAAAGACAAUGUUAUACAUAAAGUGAUUAACCAAAUAAAUGAUAAUAGUAUCUCUGAAGGACUGAAGAUGACAAUGUCAUUUCUAGAAGAAGACUUAAAGAUGACAGGCUUUGUUAGUCCCACAUGUGCAGUACGAAACCGAAAGCUUAUCAUCAGUACGUGCCCUUAUCAAGAUUUACGAAACAUUUUAAAGGAUAAUAUAAUAAUGCUGAUGCAAAUAGUAUGGUUGGUGAAUAACGAAUAUAAUAAAUUUCAAAAAUCUUUGAAUGACAAAAAAAAAGAUAUUGAUCCUACACAUUAUUUGUAUUCCGCCAAUAAGAAACAAAUGUGUGAUGACAAACGACAUGAUAAUGCAACCCAUUCAGACAUCACUUAUCCAAGGAAGAAAACAGACGCAAAAGAAACGGAUAUAAAAGAAAAGAAAAUGAUUGGAGUACCUGAAGGACUGGACAUAAUACGGAAUAUAACACAAAAAGCAUCGUUAAUAGAUACCGAAGUCGUACGUACGAGAGAUGCCUAUGGUAGGGUAUCGGCCCAAAUUGUGUAUGCCACAGCAGACGUGCCGUCUUUUAGAACUUCGGCUAAACAUGGAUAUGCGAUGCUGGCCAGUGAUGGAAUGGGCAUAAGAAAAGUUAUACAGACAUCAUCUUCCGCGGCCACUGGCAGUAAUUUGAUCGUACAUGGCACGUGCAUGUGGGUAAGAACUGGAGUAGCUAUACCCGACGGAGCAACGGCAGUUGUGAUGCCCGAAAAUGUAAAAAUAGCGAAAAAACGAAACGAUCAUAAUGAUUAUUUCAAUAUGGCACAAGAAAUUGAUGUUCUAAUUGAGCCACAGGAGGGUGCAAAUAUUAGAGAUGUUGGUUGUGAGAUAAAAAAUAAACAGCGAAUUUUAAGAGCACGCUGUCGUCUUGGACCAGCAGAAUUAAGAAUUUUGACAUUAUGUGGGAUCAAUGAAAUUAUUGUCUUUAAAGAGCCUUCUAUAGGUUUGAUAUCGAUUGGAGACGAGUUGGAAGAACCUGGAAAUAUUUUAAUUCCAGGGCGCAUCUACGACAGCAAUAGGAUAACUUUGAGCUCUUUAUUGAGAAAAAACGAUUAUGAUUCAGUGGACUUCGGAAUUUCGGUUUAUCAGUGAGUGUCAUCGAAAUUUACUGCGUUUUUUGUUCUAGUCACUACG
Molecule: messenger RNA, 1777 nt
Organism: Monomorium pharaonis (pharaoh ant)
Lineage: Eukaryota; Metazoa; Arthropoda; Insecta; Hymenoptera; Formicidae
Exons: 8
Coding region: 392-1735 (447 amino acids)
Biological process (GO): glycine receptor clustering; establishment of synaptic specificity at neuromuscular junction; gamma-aminobutyric acid receptor clustering
Cellular component (GO): cytoplasm; dendrite; postsynaptic membrane
Molecular function (GO): molybdopterin molybdotransferase activity
Source: RefSeq, a predicted model, not a curated record